UCUUUGGUUGAACUGCUCAUAACACCCAGAUCCAAAUUAAGGCUCUAACCUAUGAGGAGGGAUCACAAGUAUUAAGGGUAGUGCUUCAUUUUAAGGGACCACAGCAACUCAAAAUGUUUGGGAACCAUAGCUGCAGAGGACAUAGCCACUGUAAGGGGAUAUAUGGUAUUAUUUACUUCGGUUAUAUUGUAUUGCAUUAUUUUGUGCAAGUGGACACGUUAAUGUGGCCAUCACACGGAAUAGCUCAACCUCUGACAAAUACAUUUUAACUGUGUACAUGGUCCCUUGAGGAAAAGUAUAUGAUUUAAAAAAAAGUCACGAGUAAAUUCCUGUUUCUUGACAUGAGGUGCACUUGUUUUGGAAUUUGAUUCGUCAAGGAGGCUGUGCACGCCCCGCCUCCUGGUCGGCGGCCCCUCCUGAUUGGUCGCCGCGGUCGCCCGUCUCGGAGACACCAGGGGAGGCACGAGUUGGCCCGUAAGCCUGCGCUCGCAAGUCGUCACUGUCGGACACGUAGUGGGAACGAGCAGGUCCGAUGCACAAGUCACGGCGACGGUCGGCGAAGAUGAAGGCGGACUCCGACUGGCUUUGAUUUUUAAAAGCCCUUUUCAUUCAGGAGGUUGGUUGCCAGUGGUUAUCAAUAUGGCAGAGCCGUUAUCCCAAGCACCCACCGCUGCAAAAAUGGCGUCACUUAACCGGGUCCGAGCUUUGGCGAUGAUUUUCUUAACUGUCACUGGCUGUUGUGUCACCCCGACAAGUGGCAAGGACGGGUCCGAGGAGACCGUCAUCAUAGGGCUCCGACUGGAGGACACGGACGACAUUUCCUUCAUGGAUAAGGGCUACCUGCGGGUGAGCGAGCGGUCUCGGGUGAAAUUAAGAGUGUACGGGCAGAACAUCAACAACGAGACCUGGUCCAAAAUCGCUUUCACGGAACAUGAGCGGAGCCGAGCGGUAGGGAACCUUGACAGCUCCUCGGGGGAUAACCAGAGCCAAGAGGACUUGCCCGGCUUACAUCCCUGUGGUAUUAGGACUUCGGAUAUAAUUAUAUUGCCCAACAUCAUUCUGAAUCGAAAGACGUCCGGAAUAGUUGAAAUUGAGGUCAAACCUCUGCGAAAGACGGAGAAGAGUAAAGCGUAUUAAUGCAACCCGUGGACAGAGAACACCUGGAUCUACCACGAUGGGGAUGACACCAAAGUGAUAGUGGUGGAGGAGAAAAAGUUUCUGCUGCCUUUCUGGCUCCAGGUUAUCUUCAUCUCCAUGUUGCUUUGCCUGUCGGGUAUGUUUAGCGGGUUGAACCUGGGGCUCAUGGCUCUGGACCCCAUGGAGCUCCAGAUAGUCCAGAACUGCGGCACGGAAAGGGAGAAGAAUUACGCCAAAAAAAUAGAGCCUGUCAGGAGCCAGGGGAAUUACUUGCUCUGCUCGCUUCUGCUCGGGAAUGUGUUGGUGAACACCACGCUGACCAUCCUGCUGGAUGAUAUCGCCGGCUCGGGGCUGAUUGCGGUGGUGAUGUCCACCAUUGGAAUAGUCAUUUUUGGAGAAAUCGUGCCUCAGGCCAUCUGCUCCAGACACGGCCUCGCUGUCGGUGCCAACACUAUAUUCCUCACCAAGUUCUUCAUGCUGCUCACCUUCCCUGCUUCCUACCCGGUGAGCAAGCUUCUGGACUACCUGCUCGGACAGGAGAUUGGAACCGUGUACAACCGGGAGAAGCUUCUGGAGAUGCUGCGCGUCACGGACCCCUAUAACGACCUGGUGAAGGAGGAGCUGAACAUCAUCCAGGGCGCGCUGGAGCUCAGGACUAAGACCGUGGAAGACGUGAUGACUCCGCUGAGAGAUUGCUUCAUGAUCCCCGGGGAUGCGACCCUCGACUUUAACACCAUGUCCGAGAUUAUGAAGAGCGGCUACACGCGCAUCCCGGUGUUCGAGGGCGAGAGGUCGAACAUAGCGGAUCUGCUCCUCGUCAAGGACCUGGCCUUUGUGGACCCGGAUGAUUGCACCCCGCUAAAAACCAUCACAAAGUUUUACAGCCACCCGCUGCAUUUUGUGUUCAAUGACACCAAGCUGGAUGCAAUGUUGGAGGAGUUUAAAAAAGGAAAAUCCCACCUGGCCAUAGUUCAGAGAGUGAACAAUGAGGGUGAGGGAGACCCUUUCUACGAGGUUCUGGGUAUCGUCACCCUGGAGGAUGUUAUUGAAGAAAUCAUCAAGUCAGAGAUCCUGGAUGAGACUGAUUUGUACACUGACAACAAGACAAAGAAGAAAAUCACCCAUCGGGAAAGGAAGCAGGAUUUUUCAGCCUUCAAGCCUUCUGACAAUGAAAUGAAGGUUAAAAUAUCACCUCAGCUUCUGCUGGCUACCCUUCGUUUCCUAGCAACAGAGGUUGAGCCAUUCUCACCGGCGCAAAUGUCAGAAAAGAUUCUGCUGCGCUUGUUGAAGCACCCAAAUGUCAUUCAGGAGCUGAAAUAUGAUGAGAAGAACAAGCGGGCAGCAGAGCACUACCUCUACCACCGAAACAAGCCCGUGGAUUAUUUUGUCCUCAUACUGCAGGGGAAAGUGGAAGUGGAGGCAGGAAAAGAGGGGAUAAAGUUUGAAGCGGGACCAUUCUCCUUCUACGGGAUGAUGGCUCUGACGGCCUCGCCAGUUCCUCUGUCCUUGUCUCGCACGUUUGUGGUCAGUAGGGCUGAAUCACUAGCAGGAUCUCCAGAGAACAAAUCUCCUCCACGGCCAUUUGGACUCAACCACUCAGACUCUCUGAACAGAAGUGAUCGUAUAGAUGCCAUCACGCCGACGCUCGGCAGCAGCAACAACCAGCUCAACUCCUUCCUGCAAAUCUAUGUUCCUGACUACUCAGUCAGAGCACGCGCAGACCUGCAGUAUAUAAAGGUAACGCGCCAACAGUACCAGAAUGCCGUGAUGGCAUCGCGGAUGGACAAGACACCCCAGUCCACAGACAGUGAGUUCACUAAGAUCGAGCUCACACUGACAGAGCUCCAUGACGGAGUAGAGACCCCCACUGUUGUCACCACCACAGCCAGCACCACCAGCACCACCCCUGCAGUGGCCAUAGCUGUGGCCAACGAGACGUCCCACCUGCUCAACCAGCAGCAGAACUGUGUGGGCCUCAGCAGGAGCAACUACAGCACCCACAAUGAGGGACCCAUUUAGCCUCCGCUGAGCCCGGUGGAGACCCAGACCCUCCACCCUGUCUCAUAGACACACACAAAGCGGUGGCAUAGAUGGAGAUGAGGGAUUGUGGGAAGGCGGAGGCGGGUGGAGUGAAGGUUCUGCUCCAACCAGUAGCCCCAGGUCAGUCAGUGACACCCUUUCAUGGAGGGGCGGUGGCAAAGACGGGUGUUGCAUCACCCUGAAUGCCUCCACCUGAAUGCUGUCAGAUUCCCUGCUGUACUCUUACAGAGGGUGCACAUGGACAGUACCUGUGAAUGAGCUUCUUUUUUGGGACAAUCUGUUAUUUUCAUAGCAGUGUGACUUGGACUAGAGGACAACAGAGUUCAUGCAGACCCCGUCCCAUUAUGCUACACAUACACACCCAGCGUAACACAAUACUUGUACGUUCUCCUCAGGCCAAAGACGUUGGUCCCCCUUCUUACACUGGACACAGACUGUUUUUGCACACAUUUCACAUUCCCACACACACUCACAAAUGCAGCUCCCCCACCCGCGCAUCUUUCAGGGAGGCUUAGUCGACUGUUGAUCCCAUCAGCGAGGACUCAAACCCAGACAUGCAGAGAGCAACGAUUAGUCAAAGACUGCACCAAAAACCGCUUUGAAAGAAACCGUUGAACCAUGAACCAAGAAUGUUUUCCUGUAUUUAUUUAUUUUAUAAUAUUGUAUGUAUAUAUGUAUGCAUGGAGAUAUGAUAUGACAUAAAACUGGCAUACAAGCAUGCACAUGUACACAGAGGUGUGCGUGGACCACACUUGUCAUAUCAGAAGAGACAUGCUACAUAUAUGGAGAUGAACAUCCAUUCAUGUAUAUGAGGAGGUGAGGGUCUUUUACAGAUACAGUAUGUAUAUUACAGAUCUUAUUAUUUUUACUAUUAUCCUAAAUCAGGCUUAUGGUACACUAUCUUUUUCACCUUUACAACAAUCACACUAUUGCCUUUAAGAGAAAUCAUGAUUAAUUAUUUUAACAAAGUGCAAUGAACUACAGUUUAUUUAAGAGAUGAUUAUGAAUUUAAAAAAAUCACUGUAUUAUAAAUUGAAAGAUAUAUUUGUAUGUAUGUAUUGUAUGUAUAUGUAUAUUUGUUUUUGAAAAAAGCUAAACUGCAGCCACCCACAAGCAAAACUGUCAUUAGCCAGUGUCUUUCUCUUUGUCUUUGUCAUACGUUUGCAUCCUUUGACCUCAAACACAUCUAUUAUAUGUUCCAAUGGGAGCUAUGGUGCCUAGCCUUGUCACCACGGUGUGGUUUGGGGUGGGGGUGGUUACCUACCAGGUGGUAGUGUAGAAAGUGUAGACAUGGCACCUAUGCAUGUGGAGGUUAUGUCCUUUUUGCCAAUUUUAUGAAUAAUCAACUUGAUAAUUGCACAGUAUUAAUGACCUCAUCUAACAUAUUGAGCAUCAUCAAUGCCACAAAAAGCAGCCUCGACAUUAAAUGUGUCCAUGAAAUAUACACAGCUAUGCUUUUCCACUAUUUAUGUGUGUGAACAUGUUUUUUGUUUCUUUUUUCCUUCGUUUUUUUUUUUUUUUUUUUUUGCGGGGUGGGGGUGCUGGGGCAGUUGCACAUGUGUGCCUACAGAACAUAUCCUGGCAAUUCAGGUUAAAAAGGCUAUUUUCUGACAGCAGUGACUAUAGAAGAAACUAAACUUUACUUGUUUUGGCUUCUCGCACAAAGUAGCUUAUAACUUAUACUUAAAGUAAUAAUUCUUGAGUUAAUUCAGAUCAAAAAUAUAUUCUUCACAAAUGUUGGCUGCUAUUAGAGAUUUUUAUAUUGUUCUCCUUUUUCCUUAGAAACAAUGUAAGUAUAAAGAGUAUGUUUAUUUCACAAUUUCACGACCACACAAUCAAAGAAGAGUUUGAGCUUUUGGAAAAUACUAUAUAUUUAUUCACUUUCUUAUCUAGAGUUAGAGGAUACAGAAGAAGAUCAGGGCCACUGUAAAAAAAAAAAAGUAUAUGAGUACAACUUUCUUCUGCACAGUUCUGGCUUUAAGCUCUGAAUUUGGACUUUUUCUUCUUUUUCUAAGCUGACUUUUAAAAAAAGUCAGAAUUCUGAGUUUAAAGCCAGAAUACAGAGAACAAAGUCAUAACUCAAAUACAUUUUUUACAGUGACCCUAAUCUUCUUCCAUAAAACAAAAAGACUGAUACCACUCCCAUAUUUGACUGAUGAAUGUACAACUACAGCUGGCAGCUGCUUCGCUAAGCGCUAUUGAUAGAAAAUCUGUCUGCAUACUUACAAAGCAGGAAAGAGGCCCUUCAGAUGCCAAAAACAUAAAUUUAUUCCAUUUAUAAGAAGUGAUGCAGUCUAAAAAAAGAUGACUGUUUUGGUCAAAAGAUCAUUGUCAGCACAACUGAUAGCUAAACCUAACAUAAAAACUGGAAACUGAGGGAAACCAGCUAUCAAUGGUAAAAAAUUUAUAAACCUGCCUACCACCAGCUCAAAAUUAUUUAUUCCUCGAAAUUACUGGACUCCACCAAGAGCUGGAAGCCGACCCCUUGUAAAACCUCAACUUUUUGUUUGUGCAUUAAUUUUCAUGUGAAGUCUCGUUUGAAGUGUAAAAAAGUCCAAUUGUGAAUUUUAUCGCUGUUAUAUGUCAAACAAUUUCUUAGAACAUUGUAGGGACUUUCUAAAGCAAGUCUUCAGCUUUGCCUUUUAACUCUGGACAGAGCCAGCCUUGCUGUUUUGCCAUGUUGUUAGCAUUUUUUGCUAAGCUAAGCUAAUGUCUCCUGGCUCCAGCUUCAUAUUUAACAUAUGGAUCUAAGAGUGGCAUCAAUUUUCUUAUCCAAGUGCAACAAGAAAGCAAAUAAGUUAAUUUUCCAAAAUGCCCAACCAUUCUUAAGUUUUUUUACUUUAGUACUUCUUGCCCUUAUUACCUCAAAAACAAGUUUUAAGAUACUGUACGUGAGCUUGAAAUCUUUUCUAAAGCUGCAUGAGUACAAUAAUUCUGUUUAUAUUGUAUCUAUUGGGGUGCAGAUUUUGACUCUAAAAUUAUUUUUGCUUCCACUUCCAGGCCUGUCCAUUAACAUUUUAUGUACUGUAUGCUAGCUGUUUGUUUGCUACUUUACAGGCAACAUAAAAGUAUCCUAAAGCUAAAUCUGUCUUUAAUAUUCAGUUGUAGCUUGUAGCCACUGGUUGUCACUGUUUUCUCAUGUAACUGCGUGUGUGUGUGUGUGUGUUCAACAGCCACUGAAAACAACACACAUGAAAAGAACAGGCCUUCCAUCUGUUCAGCUACAAGGCAUAAUCACACCUAGAAUAUGUCUGUGUUGUUUGCAGCUGUGUUCGCUGUUGUUAAUGUUUACUUGUAAAUGCUCCUAUGCAGCAGACCCGCUCUGCAGGGACAAUCACUCCAGAUAUAACUCAGUGAAUGAUGAUGCUUGUGACAUUCAUACUCUGCUUUACGAGCUGCUGGAGCUCAGUGGCUGACAGGAGAGAAGCAUGGUGACAAAUCAAAAGUCCAAAUGUACAACAGGAAACACUGGGGGAAGCAUCAGCUCUGACUGGGUUAUUUGAAUACUCUGUGAUACAGAACACAUGCAUGGUCUCUUUCUUUCUCACACUCCAUCCUCUGCUGAACAUCAGCAUCUGAUCAUGUGAAUGCUUUGUAGAUCAGUGUUUGACUGGUCUUUUGUCUCAAUGCUGCUACCGUACCCAUGUGCUGUCCACGCUGCUGCUUCUACCUGAUGACAACAUUCCCCACGUCUCCUCUAGCUGGUGGUUUAAUAAAAAAGU
Messenger RNA from Monopterus albus (swamp eel), 6899 nucleotides. RefSeq names its product cyclin and CBS domain divalent metal cation transport mediator 2b (gene cnnm2b). NCBI's taxonomy places the organism in Eukaryota, Metazoa, Chordata, Actinopteri, Synbranchiformes, Synbranchidae. Gene Ontology annotation, molecular function: magnesium ion transmembrane transporter activity. Gene Ontology annotation, biological process: transport; magnesium ion homeostasis. Gene Ontology annotation, cellular component: plasma membrane. The record is from RefSeq and is a predicted model, not a curated record.